ACAAGACGUUUAUGUGGCGGUACCGACGAAAAAUAAAUAAAUAGGCACACAUAUUCAAAAUACAUUAUCAAACAUUUCAUGCAUGUACAUAGCCUGUUAUACAUUGUUAAGGUUACGUUAUACACAGGCUACAUUAUAAUGAUAUGUUAAAAUAAAUAUGCAUAACACUUGAACUAUGAUUAAAGCCAUUAAAACCAGUCCUAUUCUCAAAUGAUAGCAUUUAACCGCAUAUUAAUAUUUUUCUUGAACGUUUCCAAAGAACAUGUGACUCGUAUGACGUAAUCAAACCAAAUCCGUUGAUCGGCGCUCGAUUGAUACAGUUACCAGUCGCUGCAUGGUGUUUGUAGGAAGUCAUGUGAGCCGGGGCAUAUGGUAGCUUUGGUCAAUUGUUGAUAUUGAAAAACAUUGCGAUCUACCUCUGUCAUCACCCGCGAGAAAAUAUUCAUCAGGUUUACGUUCUGUACAGAAAUAAUCGCGGGUUUCGGAUCGUCGUCUCUGAAUUAAGUUCAUAGAGGGGCUAGGGCUUUUAUUCUGUUUUGGCAGUAAGUUAGCUGCUCUCAUCCUCUGCUCCCCGCUUUCACUUGAGUGUCGCAGACAGCAGGUCCUAUUAUCUUAUAAGUGAUGCUUGUGAUGAGAGUCCGCCGCGGAAACACAUUUUAGGGCGUCGUCUUGUCUGUAAACAAUACAAGUGACGAGCAAAAUCUUUUGGAUGAAACAUUAAUACAUUUAUUCAGUCAUACACUAACUGAACUGUCAUCUAAUGAGACUUUCUCUUUAUUCACUAAGCUUUAUUCGGAGACCAGUUUUAACAAUUCGUAGUUGUGGUUUAUGCGUAAUUUAAGGGGGUUUUCGGAAAUACUUUGAAAAAAUGAACACAGAAAAGGAUUUUUCUCCAUUGACACCAAACAUUGUGAGAGCUCUCAACGACAAACUGUACGAGAAGAGGAAGGUGGCAGCUCUUGAGAUUGAAAAGCUAUUCCAUUUAUCCGCUUUUUCCCAAUCUUCUGUCAGGCUUGUACGGGAAUUCGUCGCCCAGAACAGCUCUGCACAGAUCAGACAUGUCAUCCAGAUACUGGCCACAGAGUUUGCGCUCUCCCAGCACCCUCACAGCCGAAAGGGAGGCCUCAUUGGGUUAGCGGCGUGCUCCAUUGCCCUGGGGAAAGAUUCUGGAUUGUACCUGAAAGAACUCAUUGAUCCGGUUCUUACAUGUUUCAAUGAUUCUGACAGCCGUCUGCGCUACUACGCCUGUGAGGCCCUUUACAAUAUAGUGAAAGUUGCCAGGGGAGCAGUGCUGCCCCACUUUAAUGUGCUGUUUGAUGGGCUUAGCAAGCUCGCUGCAGAUCCUGAUCCAAACGUAAAGAGUGGAUCUGAGCUCCUGGAUCGGCUUCUUAAGGACAUUGUAACAGAGAGCAACAAAUUUGACCUAGUGGCUUUUGUCCCGCUGUUGCGUGAGAGGAUUUACUCAAACAACCAGUAUGCCCGCCAAUUCAUUAUCUCAUGGAUCCACGUGUUGGAGUCGGUUCCUGAUAUCAACCUCUUGGAUUAUCUGCCAGAAUUUCUAGACGGACUCUUUCAGAUUCUUGGGGACAGCAGCAAAGAGAUCAGGCGGAUGUGUGAGGUGGUUUUGGGGGAAUUCCUGAAAGAAAUUAAGAAGAAUCCAUCCAGUGUCAAAUUUGCGGAAAUGGCCAACAUAUUAGUCAUCCACUGUCAAGUGUCUGAUGAAUCAAAGUCGACUAACGAUCUCAUCCAGUUGACAUCGAUGACAUGGAUGAGGGAAUUCAUUCAGCUUGCUGGAAGAGUGGUACUGCCAUAUUCCUCUGGCAUACUGACAGCAGUGCUGCCUUGCCUUUCCUAUGAUGACCGCAAAAAGAAUACUAAAGAGGCUGCCAGUGCAUGUAAUCAUAGCCUGAUGAAGCUUGUGACUCCUGAAGAUGAUGAAGAUGAUGAAGAAUCACAGACCAAAUCGUCCCCUCCGGGUGAUGGGACUCCAUCUAAGAAAGAGGGUGAUCUGAAUGAUUCCCUAAAUGAGUCUCAGGAGUCAGUAGGCUUCAGCAACAUCUCCUUCUUCACUCCAGCAAGUUCUGACAGGUCUGCUGUAACUCUGGAUCUGGAUGGCAUAGUGCAAGUACUGGACAGACAUUUACACGAUUCAUCCACCGGAAUGAUGACUCGCAUCGCUGUGUUGAAGUGGUUGUACCAUUUGUACAUCAAGACCCCUCGCAAGAUGUUCAAGCACACAGAUAGUUUGUUCCCCAUGUUACUGAAGACACUAUCAGAUGAAUCUGAUGAAGUGAUUUUAAAAGACUUGGAGGUUUUAGCAGAAAUUGCAUCAUCACCUGCUGGUCAGACGGACACAUCUGGGUCGUGCGACAGCUCGGAUAGCAAAACAGAGCUUUAUAUUCCAGGUGGGGUCAGAGAUGGACAGCCAGUGGUGGUUGGUUCAAAGGUGACAGAUUUAUCUCCAUCGACUCCCAGCAUGAAUUCAUACUUCUACAAGUUCAUGAUUAAUUUGCUCAAGCGCUUCAGUUUAGAGAGGAAGCUUCUAGAAAUGAGAGGGGCUUUCAUUAUCAGGCAGCUGUGUCUCCUCCUGCAUGCGGAGAACAUAUUUCACUCUAUGGCGGACAUCUUACUCAAGGAGGAAGAUCUGAAGUUUGCCUCCACCAUGGUGCAGACACUUAACACUAUUCUGCUUACCUCAGCUGAACUCUUCCAGCUGCGGAACCAGCUCAAGGACUUGCGCACACAGGAAAGCUGUGCUCUUUUCUGCUGCCUCUAUCGCUCUUGGUGUCACAAUCCAGUGGCCACUGUGUCGCUCUGCUUCCUGACACAGAACUAUCGGCAUGCCUAUGACCUCAUCCAGAAAUUUGGAGACCUGGAGGUAACUGUGGACUUCCUCAUGGAGGUGGAUAAACUUGUGCAGCUAAUCGAGAGCCCCAUCUUCACCUACCUUCGUCUGCAGCUACUGGAUGUAGAGCAUAACCCGUAUCUCAUCAAGGCUCUGUACGGCCUGCUGAUGUUGCUUCCUCAGAGUCAGGCUUUCCAGCUGCUUUCACAUCGGCUCAGCUGUGUGCCAAACCCUGCACUCAUGAGGACCGUGGAAGACCCAAAGGCACCCGUCAAAGACAAACGAUUAGCCCAGCCAUACAUCGACUACAGUGAACUGCUCCAGCACUUUGACAGAGUCCAGAGCAAACACCUGGAAGUGAGGCAUCAGAGGGCGGGACGCUCUGAGCACCCAGACAGGAAGUUGUAAAGGUCACAUACAGGAUGAGAUUAUGCAGCCUUUGUCCGAAAAGACUGGAACCUCAGUUGGACCUGUAGUGGGCAUCUACGUGUCACCUUAUUCAGUUUUUAAUGUAUUCAAGCUACUAUAGGCAUGAGGGACUUCAGUGUGCUUUAUUUUUUAUACUACGUGAAGUGCUUUAUAUUCAGGUGCUGGAGUUGAUGUAGUAUGUAUAUACUUGGACAUAAUUGGACUAGGUCAUCUGUUACAGAUUAAGGGCCAGUGGUUAUAUCAUUCCCAACUGACUGGUUUAAUAUAACCCUCCCCAAACCAUUUGUACAAAAUACCUUGCAUGUAGCCCUGGAUGUUUAUUAGAAAUUUUUAUCUAAAACUUGAUGUCUUCUCAUGACAAGUACUGUAAAUGAGUCUUUAAUGGACAAUUGUCUUUUUUUGUAUUGCGAUUUUAUCUCUCACACAAACCACAUCCAACAAUAUUCAGUUUCCUCAGCAUUCCCUUAGGAGUCUGCUUGUCCUUUUUCCCACGUUAACAUAUUCAUUCUUGGUCUUAUGUACAUGCAAGCUGUUUCUCUGUAAUGUGAAGACAAAGUUACAAUAAAGUGGACCAUGAUCAUUA
Sinocyclocheilus anshuiensis is the source of this 3857-nucleotide messenger RNA. RefSeq names its product vac14 homolog (S. cerevisiae) (gene vac14). Gene Ontology annotation, cellular component: endosome membrane; PAS complex. The record is from RefSeq and is a predicted model, not a curated record. Bases 869 to 3253 code for a protein of 794 amino acids. The transcript has 19 exons. Lineage: Eukaryota; Metazoa; Chordata; Actinopteri; Cypriniformes; Cyprinidae. Gene Ontology annotation, biological process: phosphatidylinositol biosynthetic process.